Molecule: messenger RNA, 2211 nt
Organism: Bombus impatiens (common eastern bumble bee)
Lineage: Eukaryota; Metazoa; Arthropoda; Insecta; Hymenoptera; Apidae
Exons: 6
Coding region: 280-1656 (458 amino acids)
Biological process (GO): DNA-templated transcription; regulation of transcription by RNA polymerase II
Molecular function (GO): RNA polymerase II cis-regulatory region sequence-specific DNA binding; DNA-binding transcription factor activity, RNA polymerase II-specific
Source: RefSeq, a predicted model, not a curated record
CUAGCAUCUGACGUUCAACCAGACACCGGAUCCGCGGCGCGUUGGUACCGUGACGUGUUUAAUCCCGCACUACCGACGUUCCAGCUCGCAUUCCGCGAAGAAGAUUCGGAGAGGUGUGUCAGUGCGAAGGAUCAGUGCUCGAGUUGCGUACGAAAUCGUUUGAAUUCUCGAAUUAACACGUAUUCCACAAAGAAAUUAGAAUUGUCGGUACAUAAAAUAGUUCUCGCGUUCCAAGUGGAAGGUACAACACCUAUUGUUUCAAGGAGGACCUGCCCGAAUAUGGUAUCCAAAAUCCCUCCUGUUUACGAACACCCAACAGCCAGCAACAUUUCAUUUGAGAAAGGAGGCGUGUUUAACGUAACAAAGCCAUGCAAUCGUCAGCCGUGCCUGUCAUUUGCUUCUCGUGGCGUGAGAUCGUGGCCACCAGAGGAAGAGCCUUCACAAAUGGAUACAGUUCCUUUGUUAACACCGACCAUGGAGACAGAAUUGUUGAACGAGCCAUGGGUGUUCCCACAGCCAAAAACGAAUGUAACAAAAGAAUCCGAGAAAGAAGCAUCCUCCAUAUGGGAGGAGAACUUUCAAGAUUUAAGCGGUUACAUGGAUCCAUUCCAGGGUCAAUGCGAUUUUCAUGCAGGUGAAUCACCUACUUUUAAACUAUCAGGUACGAAAUACGAGGGUAACAGUGUUUUGUCUUCAGAAGAGGGGGUAUUGAAAGAUUUGAUGAGUGUAACAGAUGAAGAAAAGUGGAACGUGAAAAUGAGUACCGCGGAGACAACCGAACAUUUAAACGACAGUUGUCACAGCCUGCAAUCUACAUCAAAUGUAACUAGCAAAUACGAGAGGAAAAAUAGUCCAACAGAAUCAAACACAUCCAACUUGUGGUUAAAAAUAUCAAAAGGAUCAACUAAUGUAAAUACAAGCAAACAGAAUAAUACAGAUGUUAGUGCACCAUUCCAAUCCAGAUAUCAUAUAGAGGAAAUUGAUUUGAAUGAUGCUUGCCCGACUUCAUUCGAUUCCACCGAGAAUCAACGUGAAACAUGGGAUGUAUUACGAACAGUGGAAACCACUGGAUCGGAUACGUUCGAUUUAUUGUCGUACCUUUGCGAUGAUGAAAUGCAUUCUCCGGAAGGUAGCGUUUCAACAGAUUCUUCAGUAGCAUCGAAAUCAUGGUCACCCUCUAAAUUAUCCACAACGAUUCCACAAACUAGCGUGAAAGUGAAAACGGAGAAGAACGAGACUAUCGUCCCAGAGUGCACAAGAAAUCGAACACCAUCGUCAACGAUAACUUCGUCUUCUUCAGACGCACCAGUAGUAUCAACGAGGAGGGCGGAACGUACGAGGAUAUCAGUUAGCAACAAAAUAGAGAAACCUUAUAGUCGAGCGCGACGGGAGAGAAUAGAGCGAAAACGUUACAUAGAGUCAGACUCGGACGAUCGAACGUCUGUUUUGCAUUAUCGAGAGUCCAGGGAGAAGAACAACGAAGCUUCGCGAAAGUCACGUAUGAAUAAAAAAGCGAAAGAAACUGAGAUGGCGAAGAAAGCGGUCGAAUUGGAACGGGACAAUAGGAUAUUGAAGAUGAAGGUUGAGGAACUUGAAAAACUCGUAACAUCGAUGCGCAGUGCGUUAUUGAGGUCCGCUUUGAAAAAAGAAUUCUAAAAAGCGUUUCUUCUACUUGUUUCGAAUGAUCGUUAUGCGGCGGGUAUCGCAUAAAAUUUUUCAUUUCUAUCAUAAUUUUUGCCUUUAUAUAUAUAUAUAUAUAUAUAUAUAUAUAUAUAUAUAUAUAUAUUUUGUCAUAUAAGAGAAGAAAGCGCUGCAUCAUUUUCAUUUAUUUAUAAAUCUAUAUCACUACGACUAUUAAUGCAAUGAAUGAUUUCAAAUUGUAUUGUUAUAUUUAAUUCAUCUCUUAUUUUUUUCUUAUCAAUCGUUUGAGGCAGAUUGUUGUUGAAUUCUUUAUAUACAUACAUAUAUAACGUUACUCGAAGGAAAGGUGUAUAUAUUAACAUCUUAUGUAAAUGUUUGUUGCACAAUAUGUUUGUGUUUGUUCUGUUUUUGUUCAAAGACAUCCUAUUUACAAUGUUUUAUAAUGCUUAUAACGAAAUCUACGUUCAUAUAAUUGAAAUGAACAAACGAAAAAAAAAAGAUAAAGAGGCAGAAGUGGAGUAAAAUCUAAAAUAGUAUCUCUUUUGCCAAAAAAAAAAAAAAAUGAAAAAA